GAAAUCGAAUUGGAAUUGCAAAACACCGGAUCAGCGAAACAGAUUAUGUACUUACUGUCCUCGCCGUUGACAAUAUAGCUUGGUAAUUAACAUUUUUAUUAACUUUUGAAACUGGUAAGCUCGUGAAAAAUGUUACAACGUUUUGCACGCACUAUUUUGCAACAAAGCAAAAAUAUUCAUUACCCAAAAGCGGAAAGUGGCAAAAUUUGCUGUAAUGUUACCUUAGUUCGCUCCGCUGCUACUAGAAUCGACGACCCUAUGCGAGGUAAAGGGCCGAUUAAUUGGAGAAACCUUGCAUUGAUUGCCACAGCCGGUCUUGGGAGUCUUGGUUUUAUGUGGUAUGUUAAAGACGAAAAGGAACAAGCCUUGCUGAAGGAACGCAAAAGGCAACUGGGUAAAGCUGCCAUUGGCGGAGCAUGGGAGCUUGUGGAUUCCGACGGGAAUAAUCGUAAAUCGGCUGAUUUUAUCGGACAAUGGUUACUAAUUUAUUUCGGAUUCACGCAUUGUCCCGACAUUUGUCCAGAUGAACUGGAAAAAAUGGCAGCUGUAGUCGAUGGAUUGUGUAUUUACGAAGAAGCUGAACCUAUUCAACCUAUAUUCAUUACGGUUGAUCCACACAGAGAUACCAAGGAAUUGGUAGGGAAAUACGUGAAAGAAUUCCAUCCGAAACUACUUGGACUAACGGGUACGGUAGAACAAGUAGCGCGGGUGUGCAAGGCGUUUCGUGUUUAUUUCAGUGCCGGUCCUAAAGAUCAAGACGAGGAUUACAUUGUGGACCACACCAUUAUCAUGUACUUGGUGGAUCCAAAUGGUCAAUUUGUUGACUACUAUGGACAGAAUCGCGAUAAGGAGCAAGUUAAAAAUUCCAUACUUAUAAACAUGGCAAAGUUCAAACAAGCGAAUAAAAAAUCUUGGUUCUAAAAAAGUUUUUUUCCGUAAUUUUGUCAUAUAGUCAUCAAUACAUGUCUAAUAAAAUGUAACAUAAACUAGAUAGCUUUACUAAAAACGAAUAAUCGUUGAGGAAAGAGCGUUCACUUAACAGCAUUUCAAUGUUGAAAGGAAUAUACCAAAUCGUUAUAUUGCAAGAGACCGGAAAUCAAUCGAAAUUCAAGUUCGAACCAAGGAAUAAAUUUUAUUUUUAAAAGUAAAUAUUGUUACAUAUAUUACUUUUUUGAAAGCGGUCGAACGAAGAAACAAUAGCGCGUUAGGCAGCACACAGAG
Molecule: messenger RNA, 1221 nt
Organism: Sabethes cyaneus
Lineage: Eukaryota; Metazoa; Arthropoda; Insecta; Diptera; Culicidae
Gene: Scox
Product: protein SCO1 homolog, mitochondrial
Exons: 2
Coding region: 130-921 (263 amino acids)
Biological process (GO): mitochondrial respiratory chain complex IV assembly; intracellular copper ion homeostasis
Cellular component (GO): mitochondrial inner membrane
Molecular function (GO): copper chaperone activity; copper ion binding
Source: RefSeq, a predicted model, not a curated record